Messenger RNA from Symbiodinium sp. CCMP2592, 2415 nucleotides. The record is from the annotation of a GenBank genome assembly. Lineage: Eukaryota; Dinophyceae; Suessiales; Symbiodiniaceae.
AUGGAAAUGUCCGAGCCCCGCUUGCCUGCGGCUAGUGCUACCGUAGAUGACGAGUCCGGUGACAUGUCUAAUCCUUUCAGUCUGCUUGACGACCAUGCCGAGGGUCGUGCAUUGUCCGAGGGAUCACCUGACGUGUCCGAUUGGGAUUCGUGGCUUCUUGAGCAAUACAGUAAAGAUCAUGUGUCGAGCGACCACACACACGAGCCUAGCGAGGCAUGUGCUGAACCUGAGACUCAGAGCAACCCAGACAGGGAGCCAGCUGCCGGUGACCGGGUCGUCCAGGUUCCUAGUCUUUCGUCACAGGCUGCGCCGUCAGGUGAGCCGUACAAUCGUGCAGGGUAUGAGUGCAUUUUGCAAUCCUCAUUCCAGUCCCUAGAACAACAGGUGCCGAAAUUCUUUUGGCAGGAAGGUUUCUGGGCAGAUGUCUUCGGCCCUAAAGCUCCGCUUGUGAAAGUGCCUUCUUUUCAUCGCUUCGAACAGCCAGCAGGAACGAUUGCUCCGCAGGACUCAGUGCCGGGGUCAAGUGGAUCCAAGAGAGCCCGUAGGCUUGCACCUUGCAUCUUCGAAAAGGUAGUUGUCAACAUGCGUGUAAUCUCUUGGAGGGACCAGCGCGAAGCAGACCUCAUUCGUGCGUUGUCAAAGUGGUGCCUGGUGUUUGAAGCCUGGGACGUAUCACGAACCAAUGUUGCAGAUCAACUCUUGAAGUGCGAAUCAACAGAUGCCUGUCAUGAGCUUUUGUCGGAUUACUUGGCAAAGAAGGCCCCGAGCACCUGCUUAAAGAGGGCGAACAGCAUGCUACGCCUUAACAAGUACGUUGCCAGCGAAGGGUUCCAGAUGCCCACUUCAGAGCCAGACCUUUACCAGCUGCUGCGGAGAGGCAAGUCGGGUGGCGCAUCGCUCUCGGAACUUCAAAGCAUAAUGGAAGCUGUUACCUUCGUACGGUUUGUGUUUGACGUAGAAUGUCUUCAGAGCUGUGCACGCAGCAAGCGUUGUUGGGGCCUCUCAACUGCAAAGAAAGCAUCUCUUGUGUCUAGGGCCGACCCGAUGAGAGUAGCAGACCUUGUCGAAUUACAUCGUGUCUUGUCGGACGAGGAAGGUUCGCUUUGGGACCGACUGAUGGCCGGCUCAGCACUUUAUUGCGUCUACGCGAGAUGCAGAUGGUCCGACGCGCAGCACAUUGACAUGUUGGUGUUAGAAGCGGGUGAGACACUGUUCACUGAAUUCGGCUCCGCUGUAAUUGACAUACAUAAAACGAUGCACUUUGCCUCGAGAGCCCCUCGGUCGAUGGAGCUCGUCGCAGUUGGGAGAGGGCUCGACGGGUCCGAUUGGCUAGCAACAUUCGUAUCUGUCAGGAAGCUCCUCGGGUGCUCGUACGAGGACGGCUUCCCGACUAUGCCGGCUCCGAACAAGCAGGGACUCCCUACCGUUCGAGCCCUUAGUUCUUCGGAGGCGGGAGCAUGGUUGCGCGAGCUUCUUCCUUCUCGUGAAGGAAUGAGAACAACAUCACACAGCUUGAAAUCUUCGUUGCUGUCAUUCGCUGCAAAGCGCGGCAUACCUCACCUAGAUCGGCUUGCACUAGGAGGUCACAGUCAUAGUGCUCGGAUGUCGGAUGUCUACGCCAGGGAUGCACUGGCUAGGCCUUUGAGGCUUCUGGCAGGGAUGAUUUCCGAGAUACGGGGCGGAUCGUUCGUCCCCGAUGCUGGUCGUGCCGCUCGCUUCCCAGGACGGACCAACGAGGCAGACCUGUGUGCUGAGGUUCCCGAGGAGUCUCAGGUGCCCCCUUUUGGGGCGGUGCAAGGUCAGCGAUCCGAGUGCUCACCCUCGGUUACAAGCGGUGGACAUUCGCCCCUCCUUAGUGUGCAAAGCAAGUUCUUGACCUCCCCAACAGCGGGUGAGGGCCUGCCGGAGUCGCCGUACAUGUUUGAGGGUGCCGUUGAAACCGAGCCACAGUUCUCAGUCGGAGAGCCUGCGACUCCAGUGAAAUCUGAAGGUGUAGGCGAGGCGUUCGUAACUGACAGUCCAAUCAGCGUUCAGUCCAGUUUGCCACCAUCGGAGGAGAGUGCUGGGCAUUCAGCUUGCGCUAGCAUUGAUGAGGUCGACCCCGAUGAUGGCACAUCCGCAGCUGGUGACACUUCGUCAGAAGAAUCUUCCGAAGAGUCGUCUGAUGAUUCCAGCUCGGUGGCGAGGCCGGUUCCUCGCCUUCUGCAUCCUCCUGCACCACCUGCGGGGACAUACUUUGUGCAACACUCGAAGCUUAAGACCCUGCACUUGCUGUUAGAUGGACACAGGGCUUUCACGUUGUGCGGAAGGUCCCUCCAACAGGAGCAGAAUCCGUUUGGGCCACCUGGCUCCCUUCGUUAUGACACACCAGUUUGCAAACAAUGCCGACGUGCCACUGCAAACCUGCUAGAUUAG